Molecule: messenger RNA, 1731 nt
Organism: Tetrahymena thermophila SB210
Lineage: Eukaryota; Ciliophora; Oligohymenophorea; Hymenostomatida; Tetrahymenidae
Product: CRAL TRIO domain protein
Exons: 6
Source: RefSeq, a predicted model, not a curated record
AUGAGUAAUACAAAUAAUAGCUUAUAGUAAAGUAUAGAUCCUAUUUUAGGCUUCGAUCCGUGGUUUUUAAAACCUCCUAAGGAGGCUAUGGAGAUUAAACACACAGACUAUUACAUAAAACACAAUGAAAAAAAGAAGGGUAACAGAAAAGUUUAUCAAAAAGUACAGUAUGAUGAAUUUGAAACCUAGCAUAUUGAGAUAUUAAAGCAGGAAAUGGAAAGAUAAUAAAUUCAAGUACCUCCUGACUGGAAAACAAGCGAUUACCUAAAAAUGUGCUACUGUGGGCGUUUUGAUCUCAAAAAAGAUGUGAAGGCUGCUAAAGAUCACAUUGAAUGGCGCAACAAUUUGACGAUGCAUACAUUAGAUGAUAAAGCAAGAGAACUGCUUUCAAAAGGAAUAUUAUAUUUGUUAGGUAGAGAUGAAAAUUUUCGUCCUAUUUUGUAUUUAGAUUGCACUAAAAUCAAUUUAAAAAAGGACGGUGAAGAAACAAUAUUAAGAUCAAUAUGUGUAUUUUUAGAUAUGAUAAAGAAGUAUAUGUUUUUAGAUUAUUAUAUUGAAAAUUGGAUCAUGGUCAUCGAUACUGGAGGACUUGGACUCUCCAGUUUACCUAUUAACGGCCUUAAAUUAAUUAUUGGAAGUAUGUCUAUAAAUUAUUGUGCUACUAUGGAAAAGAUGUAUAUUUUAAACCCAUCAUUUAUGCUUAAUACUUCAUGGAAUAUAAUCAAAGGGUUUAUAGACCCAGAAAGUGUAGAAAAGAUAUAAUUUUUAAAGCCUAAAGACUACAAAGAAAUGCAAAAAAGAAUACCUAUUAAGUUUUUACAGAAAAAAUACUGUGGAGAGCAUCCUGAUGUAACAUAAUUUUGGCCACCAUUAAAUGUUUUUUGUAGUGAGGAAGAGAGACAAAAAUAAAUAAAAAAUUAACAAUAAAAAUAGAAAGAUAAGGAAGCAGGAGCUGCAUAAAAUUCUUUAACAAAAAAAUAAACCUUAAAAGAAGAAAAGAAUAUAAGUGCUUAAUUAAAUGAAAAAAAUAGAAAAAAAACUGAGGAUAGUUAAGGAAUCUAAUAAAGUAAUACAAACUAUGUUAAUGGAAAUUCUGUCACAGCAUAAUAUAUGAAUAAUUAAAAUAAUCAAAUUUUUAAUGAUGGCAUAAAACCAAAAAUAAUCAUAACUAAAGUUAAAGACGAUGUAUUUGAUAGCUAAUAUGCUAUGGCAGGUUACGAUGAAUAAUUAGAAAAUUAGUUAAGAAAGUAAGCUGAAUAGAGAAGAUAAGAAAUGUUAGAACAAAAAAAGAAGUAAAUGUUAUAAAAAGAAGAGGAAGAAGCAGCGAAUUAAACUGGAUAGCCAGGUAGUUUAAAAUAAGGAGUGAGUUUAAAUAAUACAAUAUCAGGAAAUGGUAUCUCAACCAAUACUGCAGCCACUUACACUGCUGUACAAGGUGCAAACACAACGAAUAUAUCAAAUAAUAUUAAUUUUACUACAGAGCAUAGUGAGGGGAAUUAGUAAUCUAAUUAAUUUUAAAAUAAAGGGAAAAAAAACUUUAACUCAGCUGUACCUGACUUAGAUUCUUAACAAGAAGAUUCAGCUAUCUUUAAAAAUAAUAACUUGACUAAAGAUUAAGAUGGAGAUCCUCUAAUAUUUAAUCAUACAAAUAUACAAAACAAUCCUAUAAUAUAAUUUGAAGGAGAUGAUUCUUCAAAUGCUAAAUGCUGCUAAAACUGUAACAUAUUUUGA